This is a messenger RNA of Dendrobium catenatum, 679 nucleotides long. RefSeq names its product protein YIPF1 homolog. Lineage: Eukaryota; Viridiplantae; Streptophyta; Magnoliopsida; Asparagales; Orchidaceae. Gene Ontology annotation, molecular function: small GTPase binding. Gene Ontology annotation, biological process: vesicle-mediated transport. Gene Ontology annotation, cellular component: Golgi apparatus; membrane. The record is from RefSeq and is a predicted model, not a curated record.
GUAUGGGCCAUUCUGGAUAUGCACUACGUUAAUAUUCGUAGCAGCUUCAAUAGGGACUUUCGUCACGUACUUGGCACACAAGUUUCAGGAUAAAGAAUGGGAUUAUGAUAUUAACCUGGUCACAUGGUCUGCUGGUUUAUUCUAUGGUUAUGUCACUAUUGUUCCUCUUGGAUUAUACAUUAUUCUCAAGUACUUCUCAGCUCCUUUAGGACUUGUGCAACUUUGGUGCCUCUAUGGAUACUCCUUGUUUAUUUUCAUUCCAGCCUUGUGUCUCUCGGUUGUGCCUGUGGAAGCAUUCAGAUGGGUGAUUGUAGGCAUUGCUGGACUCAUGUCAGGAUCUUUUGUUGCUCUAAACCUUCGCAGUCACAUCAGUUCUGCUGGUGAGAGAUGGUUUCUUAUAGUGGUGGGCAUAUUUUUACUCCAGUUGGGUCUUUCAGUAAUUUUGAAGCUAUAUUUCUUCACAGUUACUGUAUGAAAAAUGUAAGAUAUCUCAUUAUUAUUUGAAAUUGUUUGAUAAUUGAGAAGAGAACAGCUUUAGCUUCCAUUUUUUCCAUAUUGUAAUUGGUACGAUUGUCUUUAGCUCAUGAACGUUCUAGUAAUUGUUCUAUUCUUCUAUGUUUUACAAAUGGCAACUGUAUCUCUAUUGGCUUUUGUGGGAUUAUGAUAAUUUGAUUCUUUA